GCUUGGGCUAGUUUCCCUCCUUGAUCAGGAAACUAGAUCUCACGUGCUGCAACUAAGGGUUUGCAUGCUGCAGUUAAAGAUCCUGAGUGCUUCAGCUAAGACCCAGUGCAGCCAAAUAAAUAAAUACAAGAAAAAAAGUGGGCCAAGGAUCUCAAUAGCCAUUUUCUCCAAAGACACCCAAGUGUUCAACAAGCACAUGAAAAGAUGCUCUAACACAUUCUCUACCCUAUAUGUGUGCAUGCUAAGUUGCUUCAGUCCACGUCUGAUUCUUUGCAACCCUAUGGACUGUAGUGGUCUCCUGUCCAUGGGAUUCUCCAGGCAAGAAUACUAAAGUGGGUUGCUGUGCUCUCCUCCAGGGAAUCUUCCCAGCCCAGGUAUCAAACCUGUGUGUCUUACACCUCUUGCAUUGGCAGGUGUGUUCUUUACCACUAGCACCACCUGGGAAGCCCAACAUUAGCAUAUACCUGCUACAUAACCGGCCAUGGUGAGGACCACAAACCAGGCACCAGAUGGACGGCACGAACCCUCCACUUACAGUAAACAGUGCUGAUGGCCUACUCCAUUUUGACCCAUGGUUUCGGGCACACAGAAAAAGACUUGGAGACAAGCUCUGCAACUAAUCAGGAGAUGCUUCCAAAAAAGAGUAUUUCUGAAGAGGUGGCUUCCCCAGUGGCAAAGAUGGAGGGAAUUUUAAGGGCAGUGCUUGGAGAUGCCAAGCUGGGGGAGUCCUGGACGUGUGGCUGUCAGCUGGAAGACCAGAGCAAGCAGGAGAGGUGUUUGAGGUGGUUGUUUGCUACUCCCAAGGAAGAUACCCAUGAGAAGAAGGGCCUUGACUGCAACGAGCUUAGGAGAAGCUUCAAGAGGACCUCAGCCUUCAUAAGGAAGCAAAGAGUGCUUGGGGGAGAGAGGCCUCAGAAGUGGACCGGGUCAAGAAAGAUCCUCAAAUGCCAAAGGACCUUUGUCGAGAAGAAACCAUUCAACUGCACAGAAUGUGGGAAAGCCUUCAUCUACCAUUCUGACUACAUUAUACACCAGAGAAUUCACACUGGAGAGAAGCCCUACAAGUGUAAUGAUUGCGGGAAGGCAUUCAGCAACAGCUCAUAUUUCAUCCAGCACCACAUCAUCCACACGGGAGAGAAGCCCUACGCCUGCAACGAGUGUGGCAAGACCUUUACCCAGAGCUCAUCACUCACUGAGCACCAGAGGAUCCACACUGGAGAAAAACCCUACAAAUGCAAGGAGUGUGGGAAAGCCUUCACCCAGAGUUCCUCCCUCAUCAAGCACCAGCGAUGCCACACGGGGGAGAAACCCUAUAAAUGCCACCAGUGUGGAAAGUUCUACUCCCAGGUGUCCCACCUCACCCGCCACCAGAAAAUCCACACAGGAGAGAAGCCCUACAAAUGCGACGAAUGUGGCAAGGCUUUCUGUCACACCUCCUCCCUGACUCAGCACCAGACAAUCCACACCGGAGAGAAACCCUACAAGUGUAAUGAGUGUGGGAAGACUUUCAGCCACAGCUCGUCGCUGACACAGCACCAGCGAGUUCACACUGGAGAGAAACCUUAUGAGUGCCCCGAGUGUGGCAAAGCCUUCAGCCACAGUUCGUCGCUGAUUCAGCAUCAGAGAAUUCAUACUGGCGAGAAGCCCUAUGAGUGUCACGAUUGCGGGAAGGCUUACACACAGAUCUCCCACCUCAUGAGGCACCAGAGUAUUCACAUAGGGGAGAAACCCUAUGUCUGUAAUGACUGUAGAAAGGCUUUCGGUCACACCUCUUCCUUUAUUCAACACCAGACAAUUCACACUGGUGAAAAGCCCUACAAGUGUAACAAAUGCGGGAAAACCUUCAGCCAGAACUCCUCGCUUACACGCCACCAGCGAAUUCACACCGGGGAGAAGCCCUAUGAGUGUAAAGUUUGCAGUAAGGCAUACACCCAGAUCUCCCAUCUCAUUCAGCACCAGAGGACUCACACGGGAGAGAAACCUUAUGAGUGCUGUGAGUGUGGGAAAGCCUUUAGCCAGAGCACCCAUCUUAUUGAGCAUCAGAAGAUCCACACGGGCAAGAAAUCCUAUAAGUGUAAGGACUGUGGGAAAACAUUCAGUCACAGCUCAUCCCUCACUCAACACCAGAGGAUUCACACGGGUGAGAAGCCCUAUGCCUGUAAGGAAUGCGGGAAAGCCUUCAACCAGAGCAUCCACCUUAUUCAACACCAAAGGAUUCACACUGGGGAGAAGCCCUACAAGUGUAAGAACUGUGGGAAAACGUAUACCCAGAUCUCACACCUCAUUCAACACCAGAAAGUUCACAGGGGUGGCAAGCACUCUGCAUGUAACAAAUGUGGAGAGGACUUCAACUGGGGACCACAUCUGGCAGAACACCAGAGACUUCCUACCAUGCAUGGUGGCUAUGUCUGCCAUGAUUUUGAGAAAGCCAUUUCUUGGAGCACGCAGCUUGCUGAUCAGAGAACUCAUGCUGACUAGAGGGCCUGCGAGUGAAACAGACUGGUGAUUCUGCUGUUGGAUUCCAUUCAGCCUUCAUCAGCAGUUGUAACUUCCUGCCAGAGAGGAGCCCUAACACUAUGUAUCAAAAGAGUUGGUUCCUUUAUUUUCCUGGAAGGAUGGCACCAUUUAUCACCAGCUGGGACAGCUUCUGAUCAUUUAAAGGGCUUCACCCUAAAACCGUGGCUUCCCCCCUAUUUCUCAACCUUACAGUGUCUCCAGGUGGUGUGGUAGGUAUGGGGUGGUCUAAAUGAGAUGCAUCUUCAGCUGGGAUCUUUAAUAAGGUCUCUCAAUUUUCUGCUGUUUCUCCCUUUCUGUUCUUAUGAAGUAUAUGAAAACUGAAAAUGUUAGUCAUUCAUGUCCAAGUCAUGAGUCAUGUCAAGAGUCAAGUGUCAUGUCCAACUCUUUGCAACCUCUUGGACUAUAGGCCACCAGGCUCCUCUGAUGGAAUUUUCCAGGCAAUACUGGAGUGGGUUCCUGGGUUGGGAAGAUCCCUUGGAGGAGCGCAUAGCAACCCACUCCAGUAUUCUUGCUGGGAAAAUACCACGGACAGAGGAGCCUGGUGGGCUUCAGUCCAUGGAGUGGCAAAGAGACCCAACUGAAGUGACUGAGCAUGGUAUGGCACACAUAAAAUAUUUACUGGUAUAAUCACAGAUAUGUGAUUUUAGAAACAAUUUUUUAACUUGAUAUAAUGGGAAUAUUUUCCCAUGACAAUGCAAAAAAUAUAUAGUACAUGUUGUACAAAAAUAUUAUAUAUACAUGUGUAUAUAUCUAUGUCAUCAUUUGCCAUUUUUAACAGCUGCAUAAUAUUUCAUGCUAGAAUUUCUUGAAUUUAUUUAACCAACCUCUGUUAUUGGAUAUUUGUUUUAUUUACUUUUUCAUCAUUGGACAUACAUUAUUUAACACUUUGCAAAUUAUCCCCAUAAGAUGAAUUCCUAGAAGUAAGCUUAUGGGAUCACAGAAUGUCCAUAUUUAAAAUUGUGAUAGUUAUUGCUAAAUAAUCCUCAGAAAAGGAUAAACCAAUUUACAUGACUCCUGAAAGUGUAUAUGAGUGCCUAUUUCUUUGUUCCUCCAUGUCAUUCAUAAAUACUCAGUAUUAGUCUUAUUUUUAACAUUUCUAAUCUAAUUAAAAAUAUCCUAUUGAUAGGGAGAUUAAUGAUCUUUUUAUACACUUAUUGAUGUUUUGUCUUCUUCAAAUUGCUUACUUGUAUAUUUUGCCCAUUUUUAAUUGGGCUGCAUUUUUGUAUUGAUUUACAGGAACAAGUCUAUGUAUUAUACAUAUUAAUUCUUUGGUAUUUUGUUAGUUUGUUAUUUCUCUUAGUUUUGCUUAUGGUAUAUUUGGCUAUAUAGAAUUUUAAACUUUCUAUGUAUUCAAUUCUAUUUUCUUUCAUACUUCUUGGAUCAACUGUCAUGCUAAGAAAGACCUUCCUCAUGCCCAACAUUAUGAAAAAAGUUCUCCUAUAUUUUAUUCUAGUACUUUUAUGAUUUUUAACAAUUAAAUUUUUAUUCCUUCUGCAUUUAUUAUGUCUUAUGGUAUAAAAUUUCAAUUUCUAGAAAUCACUUGCACUGAUUCCUUGGCUGGUGGCCACUUCAUCCUUAAAGUCAGCAGUGUGGCAUCUUUAAAUAACUCAUCAGAAUAUAUUCCACAACAUAUGUAACUUUCUCGGCAUUUUUGGUCCACUUCCUUCUCAAAGAUUCACCCCUCUUUUACUGACAUAUUAGUGUAGAAUAAUUGGAUUUUUAGUCUAAGAGAACCUAAUUUUGAAUUUUGCCUUUGCCAUUGCCUUGCUGACUGAUCCAGUUUCUUUGUACUUAAAAUGAGACUAGUAGACUAUAUUACAAAAGAUGUUUGAGUUUCAGGUAACAGAAAACUCAAAACUACUCAAACAAGAAAGACAGUUUAGGGUUUCCCUGGUGAUUCAGUGGUUUAAAAAAAAAAAAAAAUCUGCUCCUCAGUGCAGGAGAAACGAGUUCGAUCCCUGCAUGCCACAGAGCAGCUAAGUCCACGUGCAGCAACUAUUGAGCCUGUGCUCUGGGGCCUGGGAGUUGCAACCGCUGAAGCCCGUGUGCCCCAUAUCCUGUGCUCUGCAACAAGAGAAGCCACUGCAGUAAACCUGCACGCUGCAAACAGAGAGUAGUUCGUGCAACAACCAAAAAUAAAGUUGUGGGAAAAAAGACAGUCUACUACCUCAAGUAGCCUAAAGGACCCAAACAAGGCAUUCAUCUUGUUUACCCUAAUAUUUUGAGAUGCCUUCUGUGGUAAGUCAAGAAAACCUUAGCUCAAAUUGUGACAAACACUAGGAAGAAGAAAUCUACAGGUAAAGCUGCUAUACAUUAAUAUUUCUCUACAAUGCAUUUGAGAUUUACAUAGUUUUUGUUUCACCAUUACCCUCAAAUAAUUAUAUUUCCUGAUCACCCUUUCAUUCCUCUUUCACUCCUUUGCCUGUUUACUUUGUGACAUUGUACGGAAGGAGUGAUCAAGACCAUCCCCAAGAAAAAGAAAUGCAAAAAAAGAAAAUGGUUGUCUGAGGAGGCCUUACAAAUAGCUGAGAAAAGAAGAGAAGUGAAAGGCAAAGGAGAAAAGAAAAGAUAUACCCAUCUGAAUGCAGAGUUCCAAAGAAAGCAAGGAGAAAUAAGAAAGCCUUCCUCAGUGAUCAAUGCAAAGAAAUAGAGGAAAAUAAUGCAAUGGGAAAGACUAUAGAUCUCUUCAAGAAAACUAGAGAUACCAAGGAAACAUUUCAUGAACACAAGAUGGGCACAAUAAAGGACAGAAAUGGUAUGGACCUAACAGAAGCAGAAGAUAUUAAGAAGAGGUGGCAAGAAUACAAAGAACUAUACAAAAAAGAUCUUCAUGACCCAGAUAAUCAUGAUGGUGUGAUCACUCACCUAGAGCCAGACAUCCUGGAAUGCGAAGUCAAGUGGGCCUUAGGAAGCAUCACUAUGAACAGAGCUAGUGGAGGUGAUGGAAUUCCAGUUGAGCUAUUUCAAAUCCUGAAAGAUGAUGCUGUGAAAGUGCUGCACUCAAUAUGCCAGCAAAUUUGGAAAACUGAGCAGUGGCCACAGGACUGGAAAAGGUCAGUUUUCAUUCCAAUCCCAAAGAAAGACAGUGCCAAAGAAUGUUCACACUACUGCACAAUUGCACUCAUCUCACAUGCUAGCAAAGUAAUGCUCAAAAUUCUCCAAGCCAGGCUUCAACAAUAUGUGAACCAUGAACUUCCAGAUGUUCAAGCUGGAUUUAGGAAAGGCAAAGGAACCAGAGAUCAAAUUGCCAACAUCCGUUGGAUCAUCUAGCAAGAGUUCCAGAAAAACAUCUACAUCUUUAUUGACUACACCAAAGUCUUUGACUGUGUGGAUCACAACAAACUGGAAAAUUCUUCAAGAGAUGGGACCACCUGACCUGCCUCCUGAGAAAUCUGUAUACAGGUCAAGAAGCAACAGUUAGAAAAGACAAAGAACAACAGACUGGUUCCAAAUCAGGAAAUGAGUACCUCAAGGCAGUAUAUUGUCACCCUGCUUAUUUAACUUAUAUGCAGAGUACAUCAUGAGAAACUCAGCUGGAUGAAGCACAAGCUGGAAUCAAGAUUGCCAGGAGAAAUAUCAAUAACCUCAGAUAUGCAGAUGACACCACCCUUAUGGCAGAAAGCGAAGAACUAAGGAGUCUCUUGAUGAAAGUGAAAGAGGAUAGUGAAAAAGUUGGUUUAAAACUCAACAUUCAGAAAACUAAGAUCAUGGCAUCUGGUCUCAUCACUUCAUGGAAAAUAGACCGGGGGAAACAAUGAAAACAGUGACAGACUUUAUUUUGGGGGGGGCUCCAAAAUCACUGCAGAUGAUGACUUCAGCCAUGAAAUUAAAAGAUGCUUACUCCUUAGAAGAAAAGUUAUGACCAACCUAGACAGCAUAUUAAAAAGCAGAGACAUUACUGUGCCAGCAAAGGUCCGUCUAGUCAAAGGUAUGUUUUUUCCAGUAGUCAUGUAUGGAUGUGAGAGUUGGACUAUAAAGAAAGCUGAGUGCUGAAGAAUUGAUGCUUCUGUUGGAGAAGCCUCUUGAGAGUCUCUUGGACUGCAAGGAGAUCCAAUCAGUCCAUCUUAACAGAAAUCAGUCCUGAAUAUUCAUUAGAGGGACUGAUGCUGAAGCUGAAGCUUCAAUACUUUGGCCACCUGAUGCAAAGAACUGACUCAUUGGAAAAGACCCUGAUGCUGGGAAGGAUUGAAGGCGGGAGGAGAAGGGGACGACAGAGGAUGAGAUGGUUGGAUGGCAUCACCAACUCAAUGGACAUGUGUUGGAGUAAGCACUGGGAGUUGGUGAUGAGCAGGGAAGCCUGGCAUGCUGCAGUCCAUGGGGUCACAAAGCGUCAAACACGGCUGAGCCACUGAACUGAACUGAACUUAUAAUUUCCUAUUACGAGUUUCCUCUUUAUUGCCUUUUGUGUCUUUAAUCACUGUCUCCAGAGUCUAAAGUACUGCCUAAAACGUGGUAGGUUCUCAGAAAAUAGUCACCGAUUAAUGGACUGAUUUACUUCAAGGCUGAAGUAAAUUACCAUCCCCACUUGUAUGGUAAGAGUGGUAGUUUCCUCACACCCUCAAAACUGUCAUACAACUUUAAAUUUUGGCCAGGUAUGUAAGUAAAGAUAGCAUUUUUCCUUCUCUUCCUGGUGAUCUCCCACUGGACCCUUAAAGCCUUUUUCAAGAUCCUUCCCCUGAGAAACAUCCCUCACAGCAACUCUUUCAUUCAAACUGGAUUUAGAAAAGGCAGAGGAACCAGAGAUCAAAUUGCCAACAUCCACUGGAUCAUCAAAAAAGCAAGAGAGUUCCAGAAAAACAUCUACUUCUGCUUUAUUGACUAUGCCAAAGCCUUUGACUGUGUGCAUCACAAAACUGUGGAAAAUUCUGAAAAAGAUGGGAAUACCAGACCACCUGACCUGCCUCCUGAGAAAUCUGUAUGCAGGUCAGGAAGCAACAGUUAGAACUGGACAUGGAACAACAGACUGGUUCCAAAAGGGAAAGGAGUACAUCAAGGCUGUAUAUUGUCACACUGCUUAUUUAACUUAAAUGCACAGUACAUCAUGAGAAACGCUGGGCUGGAUGAAGCACAAGCUGGAAUCAAGAUUGCCAGGAGAAAUAUCGAUAACCUCAAAUAUGCUGAUGAACCUCAAAUAUGCUGAUGACACCACUCUUAUGGCAGAAAGUGAAGAGGAACUAAAGAGCCUCUUGAUGAAAGAGGAGAGUGAAAA
This is a messenger RNA of Dama dama (fallow deer), 7726 nucleotides long. RefSeq names its product zinc finger protein 883-like. The record is from RefSeq and is a predicted model, not a curated record. Gene Ontology annotation, biological process: negative regulation of transcription by RNA polymerase II. The transcript is spliced from 2 exons. The coding region runs from base 550 to 2478 and encodes 642 amino acids. Lineage: Eukaryota; Metazoa; Chordata; Mammalia; Artiodactyla; Cervidae. Gene Ontology annotation, molecular function: DNA-binding transcription repressor activity, RNA polymerase II-specific.